AUGUCCACCGAAAUCGAAAACCUCAAGACCUACGAUCCCUUCGCCGAAGCCGACGAGGACUCGGGCAAGACCAAACAGACCCAGGAGUAUAUCCAUAUCCGCAUUCAGCAGCGUAAUGGACGUAAAACUCUGACCACCGUUCAGGGUAUUCCGAGCAAGUUCGACCACAAGAAGAUUCUUAAGGUUGUCAAGAAAGAGUUCGCUUGCAAUGGCACCAUCAUCAGUGACACCGAGAUGGGCGAGGUGAUCCAGCUCCAGGGUGAUCAGCGUACCAAGAUCAAGGAGUUCCUCACUGAUAAGGAGAAUGGCCUCGGCCUCGAUGACAAGACCAUCAAGGUGCACGGCUUCUAA
Messenger RNA from Podospora anserina S mat+, 351 nucleotides. RefSeq lists its product as uncharacterized. The record is from RefSeq and is a predicted model, not a curated record. The coding region runs from base 1 to 351 and encodes 116 amino acids. NCBI's taxonomy places the organism in Eukaryota, Fungi, Ascomycota, Sordariomycetes, Sordariales, Podosporaceae. The transcript has 4 exons. Gene Ontology annotation, biological process: translational initiation. Gene Ontology annotation, cellular component: eukaryotic 43S preinitiation complex. Gene Ontology annotation, molecular function: RNA binding; translation initiation factor activity; ribosomal small subunit binding.